Camarhynchus parvulus is the source of this 3729-nucleotide messenger RNA. It is a transcript of the gene EEF1E1, whose product is annotated as eukaryotic translation elongation factor 1 epsilon 1. Gene Ontology annotation, biological process: positive regulation of DNA damage response, signal transduction by p53 class mediator. Lineage: Eukaryota; Metazoa; Chordata; Aves; Passeriformes; Thraupidae. Gene Ontology annotation, cellular component: cytoplasm; aminoacyl-tRNA synthetase multienzyme complex; nucleus. The coding region runs from base 1 to 615 and encodes 204 amino acids. The record is from RefSeq and is a predicted model, not a curated record. The transcript is spliced from 4 exons.
AUGGCAGUGGCGCUUCCUUCGGCGGCGCUGUGGCGCUGUCCGCCAAUGGGGCGAGCGGUUGUUGCCGCCCUCCUUCCCUGUCCCGCGUGUCCCACCGCGCAAGAUGGCGGCCGCGGUGCGGGGCGCGGAGGAGCUGGAGCUGCUGGAGCGGCUGCUGGGGCUGCCGGGCGGGAACAAGUUCCUGUUCUGCAAACCAACAGUGGCCCUGGGCUGAGGGGGUUGAUGACCAUCGCUGCCCACCUGGUCAGGCAGGCCAGGAAGGACCAACUGCUGGGGAGCACUGCUGAGGAGAAGGCUGUGGUGCAGCAGUGGCUGGAAUACAGAGUGACCCGGGUCAAUGGAGGCUCCAGCAAGGAGGAUACCAGAACAAUUCUGAAGGAUCUUAACAUGCACCUUGAAGAUAAAGUCUACCUUGCAGGAAACAUUUUUACCUUAGCAGACAUUUUGAUGUACUAUGGAUUGCAUCAUAUCAUGGUGGACCUCACAGUGCAAGAAAAGGAGAAAUACCUUAAUGUGUCUCGUUGGUUCAACCACAUCCAGCAUUACCCAGGUGUCCGACAGCAUCUGUCCGAUGUCGUCUUUGUCAAGAACAGAUUAUACACUAAUGCUCAUUAAGGCACAUCUUAAUGUCGUGCUGGAAUGAGGUGUGGGAGUUCAGAAGUUGUGCUGUCCAAAGCCACUAACCUGCAAAUACUGUUUUGUAACCUUCUGUAUGUGAACCGAAACUAUCAAUGCCUCAAGUAAUACAACUGCAUUGAAUUGCUGUUGUUCAUUCAAGAAUUUGAACUAAAGAAUUGUUGUGUAUCUGAUUAAAUGCAAAAAUUGUAGAAAGAUGGAAAAAUGGAGUUUUAAUUCACUAUUUUUUAAAAAAUUUAAGGUUCUUUUAAUUAAACAUUCAAGUGAAAUUACAUUAUCUUUACCAUCAAUUAUUCACUCCUUUUGCUAUUUAUUGAAUGUUUAUGUAUGUCAACCGGCUUUCCUUUCCUUUUCCAUGGAUGUUUACACUAGUUUUGUACAAGUUAAGAGCUAUAUUGUGUGCCAAGGAUGUGAAAAAGGGAACAUGCAAAUGUUACAAAGUAUUUAUGUGACCGAAUAAAUUAUUUUAAAACUGAAGUCUUAAUUUGGCUGUGAAACUUUCUAGUUUUUCUUCAGUAAAGAAGAUUUCAAAAGGUUAGUUCACUUCCUGCUUCAUUUUGUGGUGUACUGUUUUGACUGUGGAAGCAUUUCCUUUCAAACUGGGUAGCAAAAUUAAUAUCCUUAAAAAUUUUGUAUGUGCCUCACUUCAUUUUUUACACAAGUGCAGAUGCACUUUUCCCGCCCUGAAACAAAACCAACCAAAACCCUCAAUUUAAGAUAAUUUGCUGUUCUAUCAAGUUCAUUACUGAUGUUUAAAAUGGGCUUUAAAACCAACUACACUGUUGUUGAGUCACACAUUGGGUCAUUUUACUGUAGAACAUGGUCCUCUGAUUUUUAUUUGUAACAAGUAUAAAAGUGCUAACUUGGAUUGGUUAAUUACCUUCUGCACAAUUCAGAUAACAAUUCUUUUAAGACACUAAAGAAAUACAAAAAUAGACGAACUUCUAUGUUGGUUUCUUCAGCAGUGCUUAGCAGACAGCUUUACUCAUACAUUCUUUUGUUUUAUGUGCUACUUAGAAUCCUCUCACCCAGUAAGCAUAAAAAAGCUAUCUUGGAUAGAUGUUUGAGCAUUUUGAAUAUUAAAAGGCCUUAAAAAAAAAAGUAGUAGAUAAUGAGAUGAGGUAAUUGAAAUAUAUCCUGACCCAUAAAUGGAUAGAAGAAACUUGGAAGAAUAAGCAUAGCCUGGACAAUUCCAGGCUCUAAUAGGUGUUUUCUGUAGAUAUACAUCAUUUUAUUCUUAAUUAUUUUACUGAGAGUUUACAGGUGCACCAAGUUACUUUAAGGGCAAAACUUUCAGCAGUUUCUCACCAUUUCCUGGGGACUUAAUUCUCCAAUUCUAGCUACUCUUGUUCCUUGCUAUUUAGAAUCUCACCUUAGGUACUUACAAAGACCUCUCUGAAAUCUUCUCAUCUGUUCAAGAGUUGUGGAGUGGGCUUUAGUACAAAUGUACAUUAGAAACUUCUUUCUCAAAGCUUUUCAUAUUCAACUGCCUGAGCGCUUCAGGUGUUUACUGUUAUUACUUGUACACUUAAUAUCCAAUUUAUUCAAACAUUUAUUACCUAAUACCAUGUAUUCAAGUGAGUUUGCUUUUUCCCUCGUGUGUGGGAGCAAGUGAUGGUAAUACUUAUAAAAAUACCUGCAUUUCUACUAAGUUUUGCUAUAAUGAACCAUUUUCUGUUUCAGAAGGGGAGCAUGGGUGUGAAUCAUCAGUGCAUUUAGUCAGGGUUUAGAGAAGUUUCACGUUCAUCUUACGGAUUGUUUUUAUCGAUGCUUUUGCAAGUGAGAAUUAUUUAAGUUCUUUCAAGUGAAUGUGCAAGCCUUCAUCCAUGAAAAUAGCUUACAUUAUAGCUGAGAAUGCUGAAAUUGAGCCAGAGCUAAAUGUUGCUGGGAACAAUACUGUCAUCUUUUCAGUUAGGUUGUUGUAGAGAUGAUGCUACAAAAUGUCGUAUUUUUUUAAAUCCCAAACAGCUGCUGUUUGCAAGUAUUGGGAUUUCUCAGGCUGGCUACAUGCUACUGCUGCAGUAUCCCCUAGCCUCUUGUGCCAGUUUUAUUUUCUCUGGUGUAGAACAAAAGCAUUACUUGCUGCUGAAAUGUUAAAAAAAAAAGUUCACCUAGUAGAAAGAUGAAAUGUUUAGAAGUGGAUUAGUAAUAUUUAACUCUCUACUAUCUAAAAGGCAUUUGUUCAUUAUGAUAUAGUAACUGGAGCAUAAUUCAAUUUUCUUUCCCCUGCUUGGAGAAACUUUAGGGGAUAGAGGGUUAAAAGCAAAGAAGGAUGAAUUGAGACUUUGCCUUUAGAGGGAUGACUGGGAAAACCAGAUGGUAUUGAUUUUUGUCGCCUCUCCCCUUUCUAUCUAAUGCCUUUUGAUCAAGGACAAAUAAAUCUGUAAGAAAACUUCUGAGAAAUCACACAAUUCUAUCUGAGUUGGUCUGAGACUGUAUGCGGUACAUAUUUUACAACUGUGCUUCAUAAUUUUAAAAGAGAUGUGUAGUGGGAGCUCUCAAAUUAACACUGAUGGUCUGUGUAAAGGGUUUGCAUGGGUAGAUGUUUAGCUGCUUUUAAAGUUACUUCCUCUUUCUGUAAUAUUUUAUAAUACUUUCACUGAACAUUAGUAAAAGAGACUUUGCUCCCUUGCAACCCCUUUCUCCAUUCUUAAAACUCCAGUUGCUGAAGGGCACUGUGAUGUUUUACUUUUGUUGCUUUGCAUUUUGAUGAUGAUGAUGACCACAGUGAUGUGUGGAAUUUAUUUUCACAGCAUUUCAUGAACAGCACCACUUUCAUUUGUUAAUGUAUCUCAUCAUUGCAGUAUUAUUAUUUUGCAUAAUUGUUCUAAUUUAUUCAAGGGGCCUGACAUGUUAUGGUCUUAUAAGUAUGUGCCCCUGGGAAUUGAGUGUGUUGCCAUAUGGUGAGAUAGUGCUGCAUGACAACCUUUCAGCAACAGAAGAAUUCAACAGUGAAAUAAAUAUGAUAAUUGUAAGUAUUCAGUGAAAUCCUACAUUUAGCACUUUUGUCUUUUUCCCCUUGAUGCCAAGAUGACUGCUUGUAGACCAACCAGGUUGAAACAGGUAUUCAAGUAUUGCGUGAGAUACAUUAGA